AUGGAUGAUGCUCUACAGCUUGUCAAUACACACGUCAAGCUCUUGGCGUUCGAUUUUCUUACACUGAAACCAAUCCCCUACGAAUCCACCAUUUUUUUUCGCAAGGGGAGACGCCUCUCGCGCGCAGAGACAGUAGGUAUGGUCGUAAGCAGAGAUUUCAAGCCCAACAGAUUUAUCAAGUUCGACAUUGAUGAUGGCACUGGUUGCAUACCUUGUAUCCUAUGGCUCAACCAUGAGAGUUCGCAUCGUCGUUGCCCAUCAAAUGUUCGACUAAUUGCCCAGAUGGCCGCUGAUUUUGCUUCCCAAAUCCAACUUGGGGUUAUUGGUCGAGUUCGCGGGAAGAUCAGUAGGUAUAGAGGUAAUCUUCAGAUUACUGUUUCUGAUGUUGUUAUAGAGAGGGAUCCCAACUCACAGAUUUUGCAUUGGCUUGAUUGUUUAAGGUUGGCCCGAAAUUGUUAUGACAAAGUUGUAGUCCUUCCUUCAACAUCACAUGUGUAA
Molecule: messenger RNA, 498 nt
Organism: Solanum verrucosum
Lineage: Eukaryota; Viridiplantae; Streptophyta; Magnoliopsida; Solanales; Solanaceae
Product: CST complex subunit STN1
Exons: 1
Coding region: 1-498 (165 amino acids)
Biological process (GO): nucleotide-excision repair; DNA replication; double-strand break repair via homologous recombination
Cellular component (GO): DNA replication factor A complex; chromosome, telomeric region; site of double-strand break
Molecular function (GO): nucleic acid binding
Source: RefSeq, a predicted model, not a curated record